AUGUCACUUACAACGCAGAAAGAUGGUAAAAAAUCAGAGAGUGGGGGAAUCGAUAAAAAGGCUAAGGGUGACAAGAAUACUCCAGACAGAAAGUUGGUGCAAUUGAACCUCCAGUCAAUUCCUGCUUCAAUUAAAAAUACGGUGGUGUCAGGAAAAAAUGCCGCAAAAAAACAAAGAAGUAGCAGUUCUGAUUACGAGUCAACAAGUGGUGUCAAUAGUGCAUUGGGUGAGCUCAGUCUUAUACAAGAAGGCAUAUCGGAUAUAAGGCGAAUAAUGGUCAGUAAAGAUGAUGUAAAAGGAAUGGUUACUUCAAUCGUUACCGAAUUAAAGGGUGAACUAAAAAAUGAAAUCCUCGCUGAAGUCAAAGAGUCACUCAUACCUGAAGUUAAACAGAGCGUGACGGAGCAGGUAAAGAAAGAAUUCGGGGAAAAGAUAGACAGAAAAACAAAGGAGUUUCAAGAUCAGACUAAAGAUAUCUCAGAGGGGUUUAAUUUAGAGUUUGAAACACUGAAAGAAAAGUUUCACGAGCAAGCAAAAGAACUCAGGGCCCUAAAAGAACAUUUGAAACGCUAUCAAUAUUUGACUGAAACAGCAGUUACUUUAGCAAACAGCAAUCAGCAGUAUUCGCAAAAGGACAAUAUUAAGUUCACCAAAUGGAAUGAGCAAAAAAACGAAAAUCUGCGUGCAGAUCUCUGUGCAAUCUUGAAGGAGACAGUUCACGUUGAUCUACAACCAACAGAUAUACUGGCCAUACACAGAGUGCCAGGAUCGGGUGGUAAUGUCGGACCACGGCCAGUCAUCGCCAAAUUCAGGAAUACCGAGACGAAAGUGAUGGUCAUAAAGAAUCGCUCAAAUGCGGAGUUGAAGAAGCGCUUUGUGAUGCACGAUCACGUAACUCCUAUGAACGCCAAACUUAUAAAAGACUUGAACGAGGACGAGCGUAUUGAAAGUGCCUGGUACUUUAAUGGCAAAGUGUUUGCGUUGGAUUAUGAUGGAGACAGACACCGAUUUGACAUCCUGGACAGUGUGUCUGACAAACUUAAACACAAAUAG
This is a messenger RNA of Saccostrea cuccullata (small rock oyster), 1053 nucleotides long. RefSeq lists its product as uncharacterized. The record is from RefSeq and is a predicted model, not a curated record. The coding region runs from base 1 to 1053 and encodes 350 amino acids. The transcript has a single exon. Lineage: Eukaryota; Metazoa; Mollusca; Bivalvia; Ostreida; Ostreidae.